GAGGCUAAUGUCUCUUUCCAUUACACAAAAUGGCGACUGCUGAUUGGAAUCCUUUGGGAGAUCACUACUACAGAAAAUGUGAGGUCUAUGCAAUGGAGUGGUCAGGGGUAGUGGACCUUGCUAAACACACGGUUGCAGCUGCAGCAUAUGGUGGUCCAAUAGCCCUAAUGAAAGAUGAAAGCAAGUUGAACAGAGUGCCAACAAACAUCAAACCAGUAAUUACAGUUUACAAUGCUGCUGGAAAAAUUAUUAAUCAGAUUCGGUGGAAUAGUGGCACAAUUGUCAAAAUGGGCUGGACAAUCAUGGAAGACCUGUUGUUUGUUCAAGAUGAUGGGGUUGUUCUGGUCUAUGAUAUGUUUCUUACCUUCAAACGCACAUUCAGCAUGGGUCAGGAAGCAAAAGAUGUAAAAAUUUUGGAUGCUCGCAUCUUUACAAGCUUUCAAGGAACAGGUGUUGCUAUCAUGACAUCAACUUUUCGAAUUUUCCUCAUCACUAAUUCUGACAGUCCUCGCAUUAUACGAUUAGCUGAAGUUCCUGACCUCAAUACAUUUCCUAGCUGUUGGGACAUAGUUGUAAUGGACAGACAAGUACGGGCUUUGGUAGCAAAGGGCAGAGAGCUGUUCAUUGUUGACCAGGGAGGGCAGUACCAAAAACAGGACCCCCAGAUGGACAGGGAAGAUGUUGGAGAGUACAUUGACAUGGCAGUAUCCUUCAACAACAAAUUUGUUGUUCUUUUCACCAGCACUGGUCAUAUAUGGAUGGGAAUGUCAGACUUGACUACCAAGGUCGGAGAGUUUGACACCAAGUCUGGAUCCAAACCUCAGCACUUUGCCUGGUGUGGCAAUGGUGCGGUAGUAGCUGUGUGGGAGCGCAUUAUGUUAGUAGUGGGACCCCAAAAAUACUGGAUCAAAUAUAACUUUGAGAGCACAGUUCAUUUGAUUCCUGAGGUGGAUGGCUUGCGAAUUAUCAGCAAUGAUACGCAUGAAUUUCUGCAGAGGGUUCCUACGGUGGUGGAGCAAAUAUUCAAAAUAGGAUCUAUGGAACCAGGUGCUAUGCUUUAUGAAGCCAAUAAAGAAUACCAGAAACAACACCAGAAGGCUGAUGAGUAUCUUCGCAUGAUCAUGGAAAAGUUAGAUCUUGCUGUCAACCAGUGUAUCCAGGCUGCAGGGCAUGAAUUUGAACCUGCAAAACAGAAGCAGUUGAUGAGAGCAGCUUCCUUCGGUAAGUGUUUCUUGACUGACUACCGGCCAGAAGCUUUUGUCAACAUGUGUCAGAUGCUUCGUGUUCUGAACCAGGUUCGACAUCAUACGGUCGGCAUACCUCUUACCUAUACGCAACUGGAGCAAUUGUCCAUGCCUGUACUUAUUGAUCGUCUGGUGCUGCGCAAGCUGUUUGGAUUGGCCAUUCUCAUUUGCCAGUAUCUCAGGGUUCCUGAUGCAGAGGGAGAGAAUCGUAUUCGUGCACACUGGGCCUGUUACAAGGUUCAGCAGAAACACAUGGAGGAAGAUCAACUGGCUCGAGUCAUUUCACAAAAGCUGUUGGAGCGGCCCGGUGUCUCAUUCUCAGAUAUUGCUUCUGUUGCUUUGGAACAUGGCCGCAAAGUGCUAGCCGUGAAGCUGCUGGACUUUGAGACACGUGCAUCAGAACAAGUGCCACUUCUUCUAAAGAUGGGUCAACAGGCCCCAGCACUGGCCAAGGCAAUAGAGAGUGGUGACACAGACCUGGUGUACACUGUUCUUUUAAACCUGAGAGAUAAUUUGGAUGCUGCUCAAUUCUACAUGUUGAUUCACACCAUGCCAAUAGCUUUUUCGUUGUAUUUGCAAUACUGUCGACACCAAAACCUACAGAUGGUGGAACAACUUUGGGAGCAAGAAGAUAAUCCAAAUGAAAUCGCCCUUACCAAAAUUGUUCGCUCCUAUACACAAGAUAGCCUAGACCCACGGAUCAAAACACUGGAAGAUGCAGGCAACUGUUUUCAUCGAACAGGAAAUACUUUUGCUGAAAAGCUGACAGAAGAGCAGAUAAAGCUGAUGCGUUAUCAGCGGCGUCUGGAAGAUGAGCUGGGCAGGUCCUUCGCAGACCUUUCCCUGCAUAAGACCAUGUAUGAGCUCACCAAAGAAGGGUCACACCAUCAUGUCGAGAGGCUGCGCAAGGACUUCAAAGUGCCCGACAAAAGAUACUGGUGGAUGAGAGUGUCUGCGUUAGCAGAAGCUGGAGAUUGGGCUGAGCUAGAAAAAUUCUCCAAGAGCAAGAAACCUCCGAUUGGUAUGGAGGCAUUUGUGGAGGUGUGCAUGAAAUAUUACAACAAACAGGAAGCACUGAAAUAUCUGAGCAGAGUGUUGCCUGAACACAAGGUCAAAAGUUUGGUCUGUGUUGGACAGUUUCAAGAGGCUGCAGACCAAGCUGCUGAAAACAAAAAUGAAGAUGAACUUAACUAUGUUCUGGGGAAGGUGAAGGUUGCUGAUAAGCAGCUGGCAGAAACUGUGCGAGGCUAUCUAGCACAGCUCAACACUCGGCGUUAAUUGCAGACACUAACUGGAUGAAUUUUGAACAAAAGAGACAUUCCAUGGUGCAGGAUGUGUUUAGAGUUUUAUCGAUAAAGGGUUAUUUUUUGUGGACAAAGUUGUCUUGAUUGUACAUAUGUGUGUGUGCAUGCAUAAAGUCAUAACAGUGUUUUGAUGCAUGUGUCUGCAUGGAAGCAGAUACUAAUGACAUGCAUGUGUGUGUAAGAGAGAGAGAUGUGCAGGCUUAUCUUUGCAGGUGUACAGUAUUAUGUAUUUAGUGUAAGCAUGUACAUGCAAGUGCAAUAAACUCUACACAGUAUUCAGUGGCA
This is a messenger RNA of Pomacea canaliculata, 2833 nucleotides long. RefSeq names its product vacuolar protein sorting-associated protein 16 homolog. Gene Ontology annotation, biological process: vacuole fusion, non-autophagic; endosomal transport; intracellular protein transport. The record is from RefSeq and is a predicted model, not a curated record. Gene Ontology annotation, cellular component: endosome; cytoplasm; lysosomal membrane. The coding region runs from base 30 to 2522 and encodes 830 amino acids. Lineage: Eukaryota; Metazoa; Mollusca; Gastropoda; Architaenioglossa; Ampullariidae. The transcript is spliced from 23 exons. Gene Ontology annotation, molecular function: actin binding.